Messenger RNA from Metarhizium acridum CQMa 102, 1548 nucleotides. RefSeq lists its product as uncharacterized. The record is from RefSeq and is a predicted model, not a curated record. NCBI's taxonomy places the organism in Eukaryota, Fungi, Ascomycota, Sordariomycetes, Hypocreales, Clavicipitaceae. Gene Ontology annotation, molecular function: monooxygenase activity; iron ion binding; oxidoreductase activity, acting on paired donors, with incorporation or reduction of molecular oxygen.
AUGUCGUACCCCGUCAUUGCUCUUGGCGUCGCCGCCAUCUACUUCCUGGUCAGAUACCUCAAUGCUACCGACAUUCCGAAAAUCAAGGGCCUGCCCGAGAUUCCAGGCGUCCCCAUCUUCGGCAAUCUGAUUGAGCUGGGCACAGACCAUGCACGCGUUGCGCAGCGAUGGGCGCGCAAGUACGGGCCAGUCUUUCAGACCCGGCUGGGCAAUCGCCGCAUCAUCUUUGUCAAUUCCUACGAAACCGUCAAGUACUUCUGGAUCACUCACCAGUCGUCUCUCAUUUCCCGUCCCAUGUUCCACACCUUUCACUCGGUCGUGUCGUCCUCGCAGGGAUUCACCAUCGGCACCUCGCCCUGGGACGAGUCGUGUAAGCGCCGCAGAAAGGCGGCCGCCACGGCUCUCAACCGCCCAGCUACGCAGUCUUACAUGCCGAUUCUCGAUCUCGAAUCCACCGUGAGCAUCAAGGAACUGCUGGAGGACUGCAAAGCCGGCACGCGGCCCGUAGACCCCAUCAACUACGUUGCCAGGUUCGCGCUCAAUACGUCGCUGACGCUCAACUACGGAUACCGCAUCGACGGGUCUAUUGACAGCGAGCUUCUCCGGGAGGUCACCCACGUGGAGCGGGAGAUUUCGAAUUUCAGAUCAACGAGCAACAAUUGGCAGGAUUACGUUCCCCUGCUGCGACUGUGGGGUGCUCAGAACUCGUCGGCGCAGGAGUAUCGACUCCGGCGCGACAAGUAUCUUUCGGAUAUGCUGGACCAUCUCAAGGCGGAAAUUGCAAAGGGCACGGAUAAGCCUUGCAUUACAGGAAACAUCUUGAAGGAUCCCGAGGCAAAAUUAAACCUUGCCGAGGUCAAGUCGAUUUGUUUGACCAUGGUCUCUGCCGGUCUCGAUACCGUGCCGGGCAAUAUCAUCAUGGGCAUGGCAUUCCUCUCCACUAAGGAAGGGCAGGCGGUACAAGCCAAGGCCCUCAAGGCAAUCGAAGACGUAUAUCCAGAGGGCGACGCUUGGGAAAAGUGCCUGGUGGAAGAAAAAGUGCCCUAUAUCACUGCGCUCGUCAAGGAAGUCCUCCGAUACUGGACCGUGAUCCCGAUUUGUCUUCCACGCACCAGUAUUCGAGACAUCCCUUACAAGGACACUGUGAUUCCUGCAGGAACUACCUUUUUCAUGAACGCCUAUGCCGCCGACUACGACGAAGAGCGAUUCAAGAUGCCCGAGAAAUUCAUCCCCGAGCGGUUCUUGGAAGACACAGAAGUUGGCACGCCGCAUUAUGCGUACGGAGCGGGGUCUCGCAUGUGCGCAGGCUCGCACCUUGCGAACCGCGAGCUGUACACGGCGUAUAUUCGCCUCAUCACGGCAUUCGAAAUGUUCCCGUCGGAGAAUCCCGAGGAUGCGCCUUGCAUGAACUGCAUCGAGUGUAACGCCACGCCCACGUCGUUGACGUUGGAUCCGAAGCCGUUCAAGAUUGGCAUUAAGCCGCGCUCCAAGUCCAGGCUGAGACAGUGGAUUGCGGAAGCGGAGGAACGAACAGCGCACUUGAGGUAG